Molecule: messenger RNA, 1325 nt
Organism: Sphaeramia orbicularis (orbiculate cardinalfish)
Lineage: Eukaryota; Metazoa; Chordata; Actinopteri; Kurtiformes; Apogonidae
Gene: arr3b
Product: arrestin 3b, retinal (X-arrestin)
Exons: 18
Coding region: 124-1200 (358 amino acids)
Biological process (GO): signal transduction; G protein-coupled receptor internalization; visual perception
Molecular function (GO): G protein-coupled receptor binding
Source: RefSeq, a predicted model, not a curated record
AGGGUGGGAGUUCAGGGUAUAAAGGCAGUGACUGUAACUCACACUGUCAACAGUGAAGGAUAACAGAAGAAGACAUCAGAGAAGACUAUUUGCCUGAACAGCACACACAGCUUAACAGUCAAGAUGUCCAAGGUUUUCAAGAAGACCAGCGGCAACGGACAUAUUGCCCUGUACUUGGGGAAGAGAGACUUUGUGGACCAUAUUGAUUCAGUGGAUGUUGUUGAGGGGGUCGUGAAAGUGGACCCAUCUGGUCUUAAUGGCAGAAAAGUGUUUGCAUACCUUGCUUGUGCCUUCCGCUAUGGAAGUGAGGACCUGGAUGUGAUUGGGCUGUCCUUCAGGAGAGACAUCUGGAUUGAGCGUGUUCAGGUUUACCCACCAAAAGAUGGGAACUCCACUAAAUCACCAAUGCUAGAAUCCCUCCUCAAGAAAGUUGGAGAUCAAGGACAUCCCUUCUCCUUCCAGAUGCCAACAAACCUCCCGUGCUCAGUUGCCUUGCAGCCUGGCCCUAAUGAUGCUGGAAAGGCUUGUGGUGUGGACUUUGAGGUUAAAGCAUAUAUUGCCAACGAACCUGACAGUGCAGAUGAAGUCAUUGAGAAAAAGGACACCUGCCGCCUGGUGAUUCGCAAAAUCCAGUUUGCUCCAGCAAACAACAAAGCUGGACCCAAGGCUGACAUCUCCAAGCAGUUCAUGAUGUCUGACAAACCUGUCCAUCUGGAGGCAUCCCUUGAAAAAGAGAUUUAUUACCACGGUGAUCCAAUCACUGUCAAAGUAAAAGUCAACAAUGAAACCAGCAAGGUUGUGAAGAAAAUUAAAGUUUCAGUCGAUCAGUUCACAAAUGUUGCACUGUAUUGCUCUGACACAUAUGUCAAGACAGUCUGCGGAGAGGAGUUUGGGGAGACCAUAAACGCCAAUGGAAAACUUGAGAAGUCCUUUUCAUUAACCCCCCUGCUGUCCAACAACAAAGAGAAGCGUGGCCUUGCUGUAGACGGACGGCUCAAAGAUGAGGACACCCACCUUGCGUCCACUACCCUGAGUCAGGGAGAUAAGGAGAUGCAGGGGAUCAUUGUCUCCUACAAAGUCAAGGUCAAUCUGAUGGUGUCAAGCGGAGGCCUCCUGGGUGGCCUAACAUCAAGUGAUGUCACUGUGGAGCUCCCUCUGACUCUGAUGUCUCCAAAGCCUGCAGAAGUCAAAUUGGAUUAAAGGCCUGUUAGUUCAGAUCCGAUAUCACACUUGAUGCCACUGAAGGAUGAGAAAACCAGUCAAGGAAAAUCAUCUCCAACAAUGAAGUCAGAACGAAAGUAACUCAACAUCAAGCAAAGGAAUUC